Peronospora matthiolae is the source of this 1476-nucleotide messenger RNA. The record is from the annotation of a GenBank genome assembly. Lineage: Eukaryota; Oomycota; Peronosporomycetes; Peronosporales; Peronosporaceae.
AUGAUUCAAGCGACAGUCAAAGACAAACAUGGGAGAGAUCCAGUCAAUGCCAACGUAGACCUCGUGAGCGAGAUUUUCAUCGUAUGCAGCGACAAAGACGAAGACUUGACGAUCUCAAUUGACUGGAGGGAAGACUUUGUCGACAUGAGUCGAAACAAAAAAGACGAUAUCGAGGUCCCUGCUCUACGGGCGAAAAGUUCAGCGAUUCGAAGUUCAACUGCAACAACACUGCCUUCACUCGCAGCCCGAGUGCCAGUUUUGUCGAGAGCGACGAGUCAAGGGGCUUAUUUUAAUGGAUAUCGGCAGAGUCUGGACCCCGACCAUACCGUGGGAAGGACGCGUGUACCGUGGGACUCGAAACGUGACGUCGAGAUCCGAGGGCCAGAGAUGAGACCGACUCGGAUUGUUGCGUUUGAUGUCGGUGGGAAACUCUUUCGCUGCAAAGAGAGUUUGAUUGCCAAGUAUCCACGAAAGCGACUCAAUCAGAUCAUCACUUGUACGUGUGGCAAGAUCGGGUGUCUCAAUGACGCCUUCUUUAUCGACCGCAAUCCCCAGCACUUUGAGAUGAUUCUGGAUUGGUAUCGGACUGGAAAACUUGUGCGGCAACGCAACGUGAACGAAGAAGCGUUCAAGGACGAUGCCAUUUACUUUGACCUGUUUGAAGAGAUGUUCCCAGCAACUCCAACUGGAGAUCCCUCUCAGUCGUGGUCGACGACCAAGACCUCCUCUGGAUUACCUGCUCGCAGACGAUCAGUGAAUGACGUGGAUCUUGGGCACAGUACUACGCAGCGUGUCAGUAUGUUUGCGAACAUGGCGUCUGUUGCACCGUCCCCAAGGAAGACAACAACAAUAGAUGCAAAGACGACGAAAGAUGAGCAACCAGAAGACGUUGGACUCCCGAAGACGAUCGGUCAUGGUCCACUGCGCUUCUUCCGACGCGAGAGACGCGUGUUGACACCUAGUAGCAUCCCUUUGGUGUUCAUGGUCCGAAAGUUUGAGCAGUUGCUAGUCGAGAGUGUAACAGGACGAGGGAAGCUCAUGGUUCGCGUGUGUGGCGAAACGGGAAUGCAGGCUGUGAUUGUGCCUGAAGCUGUGCUAUACGACAGUCACACGUGCUCGUACUCAAAAGAAGCUCGCGCACAGCUACGGCACAAUGCAUUGUUGCCAGGAGAUCACGUCUACACUUUCUGGAUCGAGAAGAAUGCAAGUGAGGCCAGUGUUCAAACAUCCGCCCCACCAGCGCUGGAUAUUGCGUUCAAGCUUCUGUUCACGUUUGACCCCAUCGAUCGACUCACCUCUGUGAUGGAAGUCGAGCUUACGCGUUCAACGUCCGAAGGUGACAAUGCGAUUUGCCCACUAACUUCGGAACGAGCUCCGCAGCAGAACAAAGAGACCGACUUGGUCGGUCCACGUCUGUUCAUGCCACCUUUGCCAAUGCAGCGCGAUCUAGAGUCCCAUCGCCGUCAACUACUCUAA